Guillardia theta CCMP2712 is the source of this 3162-nucleotide messenger RNA. RefSeq lists its product as hypothetical. Gene Ontology annotation, molecular function: alpha-1,3-mannosylglycoprotein 2-beta-N-acetylglucosaminyltransferase activity. Gene Ontology annotation, cellular component: Golgi apparatus. NCBI's taxonomy places the organism in Eukaryota, Cryptophyceae, Pyrenomonadales, Geminigeraceae. The transcript has a single exon. Bases 1 to 3162 code for a protein of 1053 amino acids. The record is from RefSeq and is a predicted model, not a curated record.
AUGAAGAACGAUCCGAAGAAACCUAUAUCGAGGUCGACAGCUUCAGUGCUGCCGACAGCAAAGCAAACAUCGUUCCUGCUUCUUGGGAUCACGAUGGGUCUCUUCAUCUCACAGAACUUGUUCUACAUAGUCAUGAACAAGAAGAUUUUGAUCAAAAGAUCGGACAUGAAACAGCUUUCUCCUUCGCCAAAGAGCCAGGACCAGCCUUGCCCUGAUUGGUUGCUGUUCUCGGUCAUCAGGAGUGCGAUCCUGCAAGCGGAGAGAAAGUUGGAAAGGGAUCUUGAUGUUGUCAGCCUCAAGAAAGACAUCUCAGUGAGCAUGCUACGAUGCCAGCAGCAGGGAAACAUGAGCGUCUGCGAUGCUGACCUUCGCCUUAACGUAGUUUCGCUUCACAACUUGGAAGGAAUGGCUAUCAUGAAUGAGGUGCUGCCGUAUCAGAACUACAAACGGUCCACCGUCGCCGAUAGGAGUGGCUGCAAUAUCUCCCUCGACGUGCUGGGAGCCAUUCAUCAGAGCUCAGUGCAGGUGGACGUGAUCUGCAGGCAGGUUAAGUCUCGGAUAACCUCCCUCGCCGUGCUCGUCCCCCUGGUGGGGAUGCCGGAGGUCAACGAGGAGUGGCUGUUGUCGGUGCUUGCCGAGUGGGUGACAGCAGCAGACACGCUGUUCUUGGAUGUCGACGUCGUCUUCAUAGCAGGGGGCGAUGGAGAGGCGGUGAGGCAAGCUGUAGCUAGGGGAUACGGGGAAGAGGAGCUGGAAGGGGAUAGGAUGCGGGCAAGGGAGCAAGGGUCCCUCCCCCAUCACUACCGCUGCAUCCACAACAGCCAGGGAUCGGUCAAUGUCAUCGUUCUGACCCCGCCGGAUCCGUCCGAGUGCUCGUUCGCCCAUGGUGAUGACGUCAACCGAACUCUGUGCCAGGUCGCCGUGGGGUUCCGGCAGUACAAGCAGCUCUGCGACAAUGUCGAGUGCCUGCACGAGUACGUGCUGCAGCAAGGAGCAGGGUUCACCAUCUGCAGGGAGCACAUUUCAGAGUUCCUCAAGGCGCUCCUCGCUGUCCGGCGAUCCUUCUCGGCCGUCCGGUGCGGGCCAGAGCUCUCCUGCUUCCUCGUCAACGCCAACGACGUCUCCUUCUGGUCCAGCCACCUCCAGCCUCCAGUUCUCCACUACUCUCACGAGUUCGUCUUCCAGCUGGCACAGGGCAUGACCAAGACCUCCCAGGCCUACUUCGCCGACUCCUCCCUCCUUGUCUUCCGCCUCUCCCUCGUCCAGGCCAGCAAGCAGAUGGCAGGAGCAGACCAGCGGCUAUCCAGCUUGACCUGUUCCCAGCUCCUCUCGCGCACACAUUUCCCCGGGUCCUCGCAGCUGGACGAACUCUACUCCGAGGACACUGGGUGCGUGAUCAGCAUUGACUCGUUCUCGCCGUGCCUGGAUAAGGAGAAGUCGAUCCAGACUCUCACCAUGCCGCACUGGUUCAGACGUGCCCCUCCUCCUGCCCGGGCCAUCAGCGUCCAGAUCAUCACCAAGGAUCGACCUGAGCUGCUCUACAAGACGCUGAUGAAGCUGGUGGAGCAGACGCGACCCGCCUGCAUCACCGUCCACAUCGACAGCAUGAACGAGCUGGACAUGACGGACAAGCAGCGCAAGACUCUGCGGACGGUCCAGUGGUUCUCCCGAAUGUACGGGAUCUUGUGGAGGAGGAACCCAAACGGCUUUCACCCCUCCAUCAUGCGGCGCCUGGGCUUCCGUAGGAACUACGUCGGGUACCACAAGGACGCGACCAAGCUCUUCCCCACUGACCGGCUGGUGCACAUGACUUGGAACGCCCUCGCCUACGCCUUCGACUCACCGUCGACGCCCUCCGAGUGCUCGAGGAACGCGACGGUGGUACUGGAAGACGACCUGCUCCCUGCCGACGACCUGCUCUCCUUUCUCGAGUUCGGCUACUGUGAGAUGCUCAAGGACCCCAACCUCAUGGUCGUCUCCGCAUGGAACGACAACAGCUACAACAUCCGCCCGGGCCUCCAGUGUGCCGUACAGCGAGGAGAGUACUUCAUGAGCCUCGGUUGGCUGACGACGCGAGCAGUCUACGAGCAGGUCAUGUCGCCCUCCCUGUGGCCUGUCUCGGACACCUCCAACAGGGACGAGGACAAGAUCCAGACCCUGACCAUCAUCGGAGGGUGGGAGACACCCUUCCUUAACAUCUUCAAGGGGAGCCGGUCGGGCCUGUUCCCAGUCGUCAGCCGCGUCUUCCACCAGCCCUCCUCCUCAGGAUGGUCGGUGACCAAGUGGAUUCAGAGCCAAGUACUGGACGUGCAGUCUUUCCAGGUCAGCAGCAAGGCAUGCGCGUUCGAGGAGGUGCGGGAGGAGACGUAUGAUCGCAAGCUCGCGCUCAAGUUCCACGAUGGGGUCUGGGUGAGCCUCGAGCAUACGAGAUGCUUCAAGGAUCUCCUGAUCAAGGAGAGGAGCACGACGUACCUGGUUGCUCUCAGUGACACGCAGAGGGGACGAAGUCCGAACUUUGCCUCCAUCCUCUAUCCUUUCAGCCUCAUCAGCGGCAUCGGCAAGGUGAGAGGAUACUACAAGGAUAUGGUCAUGGUACACGUGGCCCAUCACACGAUCUUCCUGGUGGGGCCGCACGCGCCUGUGCUGGAGAGGAACGGGUCAGCUCAGUCUCUCUUCGCCAAGCUCGCCAUGAGCAGCGAGCAAGCUCUGAACUUCUUUAACAGCAGCUGCAAGCAUGACAAGACGAUCAUCCUUCCUGCUGUUCUGGCUGCCGCCAAUCAAGGCAGAACCACGUCCCCCUUCGUGCUGGUCGUGGCGGGGAGGCCCAGGGAGGAUUGCGACACAGUCUGCAAGCAUCUUAGUCGCGUCUGCACGACCUGGGGAGCGAUCUAUGCCAGCAUCCCCAACAAGCUCCAAGGGAGAAGCGCUGCUCGCUCCCUCAACCCAAGCAAAUCACCCUUGUUCAACAACAAGCCAACGGCCUACGGGGACAGACUUGCUGAAGUGAGGAACGACCUGCCCGUCCUCCACAACCAAUCCCUGCUAACAGGACCCAUAAGGCUCUUCCGCUGUAGUGCAAAUACGGAGCCUUCAAACAAGAGGAUCUGCCCCUGCUUCACGCAUGAGUUUGUGGCGAGCGAAGGCCACAAGAAGCUUUUCUGA